AUGUCUUCUGCCGGUCAGUCAAGCGUUGGCGCUCCCCAGUUCUACGAGGCUGGUGACCAGCGUAACGAGCCCAUGUCUGUGCUCAACGAGCGCGAGCGCUACAAGGAGGGCACCACCCACAGCCACCAGAACCUCGACUCCAAGGACCAGCGUUCCAUUGCCAACAAGCUCGCCUCCCAGGAGCGCAAGCCCGAAUCUGACCACCACCACAACGGUGUCUACAAUCCCGAGGCUGAGCUCUCCAAGCAGGAUGCUACCAAGCCGGCCAAACUCCACGGAAACCAGCCCUCUAAGGGAGCUCAAAUUGACGCAGAGCUGCAGGCUGAGGAUGAGCAGCGUCUGCGUGAGAAGGGCAUCAAGAAAUAA
Molecule: messenger RNA, 366 nt
Organism: Penicillium chermesinum
Lineage: Eukaryota; Fungi; Ascomycota; Eurotiomycetes; Eurotiales; Aspergillaceae
Exons: 2
Coding region: 1-366 (121 amino acids)
Source: RefSeq, a predicted model, not a curated record